Molecule: messenger RNA, 1478 nt
Organism: Pelagomonas calceolata
Lineage: Eukaryota; Pelagophyceae; Pelagomonadales; Pelagomonadaceae
Source: the annotation of a GenBank genome assembly
GGGGCGGCGGGAGUUUUUGCGAGUAUUUUUACAACGCCGCCAAGUUACGAGCUAGCGUCUCGAGACACACUAGGAAGCCAAAAGCGCAUCCGUCGCGCGCAAGCUGAGAGGAGCCACUGCAGUGCUUGCGGCGCGCGAGACGUUCGUCAGUUUCGCAUCGAUCGAAUCUCCCAGCAGCAGCGCAUUCCUGCAACUUGCGCGCCCGCAGAGCCGCCAAAAAAAGGAGCACACACAAACGAGCGCCGCGCGCGCAAAAGCAGCAAACGAGCGCAAAAAGCAGCCAACGAUGAGCAGCGCCGUCCUCCUCAGCCAGCCCGUCGUAAUAGACAACGGCACCGCAAUCCUAAAGGCCGGCUUCGCGGGCGGCGACCGGCCGACGGUCGUGUUUGACAGUAUCUGUGGGAGGGUCAAGCAUGAGCGCGUCAUGCCCGGCGGCGCGCUGGAAGGUGUGGACGUUGUGAUUGGAGAUGCUUGUAGAAAGCACAGAGGGGCGUUAGUACUAUCAAGACCGAUGGAGAGCGGCCGCGUGACGGACUGGGCGGAUGCAGAAAGAGUGUGGAGUCACGCCUAUAACAUGAUCGAGGCGAGUUACGACGGCCAUCCCCUGCUGAUGACGGAGGCGCCGCUGAAUCCCGACUCCAAUAGGGAGAAAUGUGCGGAGGUGUUGUUUGAGCAUUUAGGUGUUCCUGCUCUCCAUAUCGCGCCGCAAGCGGCUUUGUCGUUGUACGCCGGCGGCAGAACCACAGGUCUCGUCCUAGAUAUUGGGGACGGCGUCGCCCAGGCGGUGCCCGUCUACGAAGGUUUGGCCGUGCGCUCGGCGGUCGUCAGGAGCGAAGUUGGUGGACGGGCCAUCUCGAAGCGCCUUGAGUUAUUACUAAGGAGGGCGGGCUUCCACGCCCAGACGUCUGCUGAAAAGGAGGUCGUGCGCGAGAUCAAGGAACAGUGCUGCUACGUAUCUGCCGACGCGUCGCGCGACGAACAUGCCAUGAGCGCGGCGUUGGCACGGAAGGGGACACUGCCUUCCACAAACUUAGCAGAUGCGCAGCCGCGCUCAUUUAAACUGCCGGACGGGUCUCAUGUCAGGCUGGAGGGCGAAAGGUUCCGCGCGUCGGAGGCGCUAUUUGACCCUUCCGUGCUGGGUAGCGAGGAGCCGGGCGCGGCAGACCUCGUCGCCCUGGCUUGCAGAAGGGCGGACCUGGACCUGCGUGCUACGAUGUACGAGUCCGUUGUUUUAGCUGGUGGCUCGACGCUGUUCCCGGGCUUCGGCGAGCGGCUCGUGAAGGAUCUACGGUCGAAGCUGCCGGAUACGACGAUCCGGGUCCGGGCGCCGCCGGAGCGCGCCCUGUCGUGCUGGAUUGGCGGAUCUAUUUUAGCCUCGCUGGCGACGUUCAAGUCGAUGUGGGUCCUGCGGAGCGAGUACGACGAGCACGGCGCCUCCGUCUUUUCGCGGGGGGCGCUCUAAGUAGGUCAUAUGUGUG